This is a messenger RNA of Pocillopora damicornis (cauliflower coral), 4720 nucleotides long. RefSeq lists its product as uncharacterized. Lineage: Eukaryota; Metazoa; Cnidaria; Anthozoa; Scleractinia; Pocilloporidae. The record is from RefSeq and is a predicted model, not a curated record.
AAGGCUGCGUAAGGUCACAGCAGGAAGCUUUAUCGGGGGAUGGUCUCCAAAGGCAUCCAACACAGGGGAAUGGAUACAAUUUGACCUUGGUGAGAAUACAAAAGUGACCAGGAUUGCUAUCCAGGGUCGCGACAACGCGGAUUGGUGGACAACUAGUUUUACCAUGUCCUCUAAGCUUAAUGGAGGAAGCUUUGAGUCGUACAACAAUGGCCAGGUAUUUCUUGGAAGUCGAGACAGAAAUACGCCAGCAGGCAGCAUGAUUAAUCCACCAAUAAUUGCACGCUUCAUCAAGAUUCACCCCAAAACUUGGCAGGGAUUCAUUUCUUUACGAGUGGAACUAUAUGGAUGCAGAGAAGGUUUCACUCCACCAAAACCACCAACCUGCGUAGCACCUCUUGGUAUGCAAAAUAACCAGAUACCAGAUUCUGCUUUGAGGGCGUCCACGUCUUACAAUGUAAACUCUAUGGGUCCAAGGAAUGGAAGAUUGCAUUUCCAAGCGAAGUCAGGACAGUACGGAGCAUGGGCCACUUCAACAAAUAACGAAUUCCAGUACUUUGAGGUCAGUUUUGGCGAUUGGACCCAAAUAACUCAAGUAGCCACUCAAGGCAGACAAGAUGGAGCCUGGUGGGUUAAAAGCUACAUCCUUGCCAGCAGUGACGAUGGUGUGUUCUUUAGGGAUUAUCAAGAAGACAAUGAAGUGAAGGUUUUUACUGGAAACAGUGAUAAAUACUCGGUGGUGAAGCAUACUUUAAAGAAUCCAAUCAUCACUCGUUACCUUCGAAUCAAACCAAAGACAUGGCAAGGCUAUAUAUCGCUUAGAGCAGAGUUUUAUGGCUGCAGGGAAGGUUUUACGCCUCCAAAACCUAAAUGCAAAGAUCCCCUGGGUAUCGAAAGUGGAAAAAUUCCAAGCAGCGCCAUAGUGGCCUCUUCAAUGUACAACCAGUAUUUUGGACCGGAACGUGGCAGGCUUCGCGCCGUAAAAGAGGGAAGCUAUUACGGCGGCUGGGCUGCUCAGUAUAAUAACGUUCACCAGUUUAUACAGUACGACUUUGGUAAGUUUGUCAAGGUUACUGGUGUGGCAACUCAAGGGCGUUCCGACGCUAAUUGGAUGGUCAGCAGCUACAUCUUGGCCUACAGUCUUGAUGGCGUCUCUUUCACGACAUACGGUGCCGGUGAUGGACAAGUAUUUACAGGGAACACUCAGGAUAAAAAUGAACCCGCUGGUAGCGUCAUCGAUCCACCAAUAGUCGCCCGGUUCAUUAAGAUUCGUGUGGUAACAUCUAAAGGACAUCCAGCCCUGCGAGCCGAAUUUUAUGGGUGUACCGAAGGAUUCGAAAAACCGAAGGCCUUGGUGUGCUUGGAAGCUCUUGGAAUGCAGAAUGAAAGAAUUCCAGACUCUGCUUUAAGUGCUUCAACAGGGACUGCCAUCAACGGCAGAUUACAUUUCCUUUACAGGUCAGGCCGACAUGGAGCCUGGAUAGCACAAAAAAAUGAUAAGUUCCAGUUCUUGCAAGCAAAUUUUGGAGACUGGACAAAGAUCACCCGAGUUGCCAUUCAAGGGAGAUCAGACGCGGAGCAGUGGGUGAAGAGGUUUAAACUUUCAUAUGGCUACGAUGCAGUGUUCUUCAAAGCUUAUUUAGAAGACGGUGCAGAGGUCUUUGCUGGUAGUGUUGAUCGAUAUACCCCAGCAUAUCAUGAUCUAAAAAAUCCCAUCAUCACUCGAUAUAUACGAAUUCAUCCAGUGGAAUGGUAUGGUCACAUAUCUAUGAGAGCAGAGUUUUAUGGUUGCAAAGAUGGAUUUGAGCCCCCAAAACUGGAAUGCCAAGCAGAACUUGGAAUGAGCAACGGGAAAAUACCCAACAGCGCUAUCACUGCUACUACCAGCCUAAAUCAGUAUUAUGGUCCAGAGCGCGCCAGACUGAAUACAGUGAAGUCAGGGAGUUUUGCUGGAGCGUGGAUUCCUAAUGCGCAGGACCUUGGUCAAUGGAUACAAGUUAAUUUGGGAAAAAUUGCAAAAAUAACACGUAUAGCCACGAGAGGGAGGCAAGAGGCGGGUCACUGGGUUAAAAGCUUCUCUCUUACCUACAGUGUUGAAGGUGGACCAUUCUUGCCUUACAAUGACAACCAGGUUCUUCCAGGCAAUACGGACCAGAAUACAAUAGUUGGGAACAUUCUCAAUCCGCCUAUAAUAGCACAAUAUAUUAGAAUCCACGCAAAAGAGUGGCAAGGUUACAUAGCACUACGUUUCGAGCUUUACGGAUGCACAAGCGGUUUUCCCAUUCCCAGUGUUCCUCCAUGCCAGAUUCAACUUGGGAUGCAAAAUGGCAAGAUACCAAAUUCUGCAUUGUCAGCCUCAUCGAAAUGGAAUGCUAAUUAUGGUCCUGAAAAUGCGAGACUUCACUCUCAUCCCGUCGGAGGCCGCCAAGGAGCCUGGGUUUCAAGCGUUCAGAACCAUAAUCAGUGGUUCCAGGUUGACUUUGGAGUUGAGACCCAAGUCACACGAAUUGCUACCCAAGGUCGCCAGAAUGCAAAUCAGUAUGUCACAAAAUACACGUUGAGAUACAGUCUCGAUAAAUCUUACUGGAACCAGUAUCAACCAUUUGGUUACACCGUGACAUUUUUGGCAAACAGUGACCGGUACACAGUCGUAAGCCACGAUUUACCCAAACCUAUUCGCACGCGCUAUUUGAGGAUUGUUCCAGAGGAAUGGUACAGCUACAUCGCCCUGAGGGCUGAAUUCUACGGAUGCAAGACAAAUGACGGAGGGUUUUCAGCGUGGGGCUCUUGGUCUCAGUGUUCCAAAACGUGUGGAGAUGGGCGUCGGAGUCGCCGUCGAUCAUGCACCAAUCCCCCUCCAAGCCCUGGUGGAAAGGACUGCUCUGACCUGGGACCUGACACACAAUAUGAAGAUUGCAAUGAUGGAAGCUGCCCAGUGAAUGGCGGAUACUCUGCUUGGUCACAAUACGGCAAAUGUACCAAGACGUGUGGUGGCGGAGUAGAAACACGCAAGCGCACUUGUACCAAUCCACCACCUGCGAACGGAGGCAAAGACUGCGAUAGUCUGGGACCAGACAUUUCAACCAGAGAAUGUAACACACGCAACUGUCCAAUUGAUGGUGGUUAUAGCAAUUGGCUCGAAUGGAGUGCUUGUUCUGCUUCAUGUGGUGGAGGAAGAAGAGCGCGCAGCAGGAAAUGUGACAACCCUGUUCCACAGCAUGAUGGAAAGAACUGCGUUGGACCCUCAUUGGAAACAGAGCAGUGCAAUAACGAAGAAUGCCCGAGGAAUGGUGGGUACUCUGCUUGGGGGCCAUAUGGCAAAUGCACUAAAACGUGUGGAGGUGGAAAGCAAUAUCGAGAGCGAACGUGCACAAAUCCACCUCCAAGUGCCGGAGGAAAGGAUUGCUCGGGACUUGGACCGAGUAAAUCAAGCAGAGAAUGCAGCAAUCAAAAUUGCCCCAUUGACGGAGGUUACACUAACUGGAACGGGUGGAGCAAAUGUUCUGUUAGCUGUGGAGGAGGAAUACGCCAACGUGAUCGGCAGUGCACCAAUCCCAAACCGCAACAUGGUGGAAAAGAUUGUUCGGAACUGGGGCCCAUCCGUCAGACAGAAGUUUGUAAUACAGCUGGAUGUCCAGUUGAUGGAGGUUAUGGACCUUGGGGUUCCUGGGGCGACUGCUCUAUUACUUGUGGCAAGCAAAAGGGCAAACAUACACGUGAUCGCUUGUGUAAUAACCCAGAACCAAAGGAUGGUGGGAAGGACUGUUCAGGUCUUGGAAAGGAUAGCGAGACAAAGUCAUGCACACCACCAAUAAAGAAAUGUCCCGUGGACGGCGGAUGGGGAGAAUUUGGCGAGUGGAGUAAGUGCCCGGUUACAUGUGGAGGAGGAGAACAGAUCAGAAAACGAUACUGUAACAAUCCCAAGCCUGAAGGUGAUGGGAAAAAGUGUGAAGGAGACCAACAAGAGACCAGAGAAUGCAACACCAAUAAGUGUGAACCUGAAUGGAGGCCGGUUGGCUGCUUCAUGAAUACCGUUCGCGCCCUCGGACAGAUCCUUGAAAGAGUCGGGAGCAAGUCAUCAAUAAGCGCCCGCUAUGCAGCAUGCACGUCAGCGGCUGACAAUGAAGGUGUGACCUUGUUCGGUAUGGACGACAGGAGAUGCUGGACUGGUGAAAAGGCAGAAAGCACAUUUAGCAAAUAUGGAACCUCAGACCAAUGCCUAGACGCAAGGAAGGUACCAUUAAGUGGUGGUCUGUCAGAGUCGGGAACAAUGUUUGUCUACGAGGAAGACGCCAGCGGCGAAUGGAACAAAAAGGGCUGUUACAUCAACAAAGGACCUAUACUAGCUUUACCAGACUCAUUCGAUGACACUGUUGAAAACUAUCAAGGAAAAGAAAACAUCCUUGAAGCGUGCACAAAGAAGGCUGAGGAUUCUGGCUACAAGGUAUUUGGUGUUGACGACAAGAAUUGCUGGGCAGAUAAGAGUGGCAAAAACAAGUACGACGUUUACGGGGAAUCCUCAGAAUGCCGCAAAGGAUCCGGCAGUGAAAUUGACGGUGACAUGUUUGUUUACCGUUUUGAGUAAUAAUUGUUAAGACAAAGGAAAUCAAAUUCAGGAACGGACGACACAUAUAAUGGAAGAAUGAAACAGUAGUCUAGCGCCUAUGUGUGGGUCUUGGCCAUGGGAACAGGGUUUAGUGCACUUAAUAGGUAUAUUAAAGAA